Molecule: messenger RNA, 951 nt
Organism: Saccharomycodes ludwigii
Lineage: Eukaryota; Fungi; Ascomycota; Saccharomycetes; Saccharomycodales; Saccharomycodaceae
Gene: ATG3
Product: Atg3p
Exons: 1
Coding region: 1-951 (316 amino acids)
Biological process (GO): autophagosome assembly; autophagy of mitochondrion; nucleophagy
Cellular component (GO): cytosol; cytoplasmic ubiquitin ligase complex
Molecular function (GO): Atg8-family ligase activity
Source: RefSeq, a predicted model, not a curated record
AUGAUCAGAUCAACACUAUCUUCAUGGAGAGAAUAUCUAACUCCCAUUUCUCAUAAAUCUACCUUCAGGGAAACUGGUAUGAUCACCCCUGAAGAAUUUGUUGCAAGUGGCGAUUAUCUACAACAUAUGUUUCCCACUUGGAAAUGGAACGGCACUGGUAUUGAAAGUAGUGAAAACCCUAAAUCUGUUUUGGAGAUCAGGGAUUUCUUACCAUUAGAAAAACAAUUUUUGGUUACUAGGAAAGUGGUCUGUGAUAAAAGGAUAUCUGAAGAAAAUACGGAAAGUAAUGCUGGAUGUAGUAGCGACAAUUUUACUGAAGAAGAAAAGGAUGGUUGGGUGCUAGAAACUGUUGAUGAAAGAUAUAAUUAUAAUACACUGACUAGUAAAACCGGAGAGCCGCAGCAAAAUAGCAAUGCAAAAACUGUUGCAGAAAAUGAAAUACAAGAAAUACUUGAUGAGGAUGAGGAUGACGAUAUUGUCACUCCGUAUGAAUUAGUUAAUGAAAAUAGAAGGUAUUAUGAUCUAUAUAUUACUUAUUCCACUUCUUAUCGAGUGCCGAAAAUGUAUUUGGUUGGGUUUGAUUCCAAUGGACUACCAUUAACACCGGAUCAAAUGUUGCAAGACAUAAGUCCGGACUAUAGGGCCAAAACUGCCACUAUUGAGACAUUGCCUGUUUUUAAAAAAUCAAAGAAAAAUAUUAUUUCGAUAUCCAUACAUCCUUGUAAACAUGCCAACGUAAUGAAAAUGUUAAUUAAUAGGUUAUUGUUAAGGAAUAACGACCCUGAUCGAACUAAAGAUGAUGGUAGUAUGGACGAUCUAGGAAAUGAAGAUGACUGGGAAGUUUUACAAGACUCCGGUUUAAGAGUUGACCAAUAUUUAAUAGUUUUUUUAAAAUUUAUAAGUAGUGUCACACCAGGUAUUCAAUAUGAUUAUACCAUGGAAGGUUUAUAA